GAAGGCUCUCUACAAACACACAAUCAUAAUACUACUACACUCCUCUCUCUGUGUGUUUGUGUCAUCUUCUUCCUUCUAUUCCAUCUUUAUCUUCUUAGUUCUACAGCUUUAUCCCGAUUUUUUUUCAAAUGAAAAACCAUUGAUUAGCGGUCUGGGGUAAGGAUCUUCAAUCUAUUGGAGAUGGGUCGUUUUCGAUUUUGCAAUCGAUCGUUAAACGACGCCAUUGUAGCUCUGUUAUUGUCAACACUCCCGUUGAUGUGUUUAGGGAUUCGUUAUUUUCCGGCGAAUGGAGAGAUGGAUAUUAAUUCGGGAUCUGAUGUUUUAUUUGGUUUUACUGAAGCGCCGGAGUACCGAAACGGCGUUGGCUGCUCGCGUGAUAGUAUUCACGUCGCAAUGACGAUCGACUUGGAGUACUUACGUGGCUCAAUAGCCGCCGUACACUCCAUCCUUCGCCACGCUUCAUGCCCGGAAAACGUGUUUUUCCAUUUUAUCGCCGCCGAGUUCGACCCGGCAAAUCCACGGGACUUGACUCGGCUCGUCAGAUCUACCUUCCCAUCGCUUAACUUCAAGGUCUAUAUCUUCCGUGAAGACACAGUCAUAAAUCUGAUUUCGUCCUCGAUCCGGGUCGCACUCGAGAACCCGUUGAAUUACGCCCGGAACUAUUUGGGCGAUAUACUUGACCCGUAUGUGGAUCGAGUCAUUUACCUCGAUUCCGACGUCGAAUUCGUUACAGUUCAAUAUUGA
Messenger RNA from Cynara cardunculus var. scolymus (artichoke), 744 nucleotides. Its product is annotated as probable galacturonosyltransferase-like 9. The coding region runs from base 181 to 744 and encodes 187 amino acids. The transcript has 2 exons. Gene Ontology annotation, molecular function: glycosyltransferase activity. The record is from RefSeq and is a predicted model, not a curated record. NCBI's taxonomy places the organism in Eukaryota, Viridiplantae, Streptophyta, Magnoliopsida, Asterales, Asteraceae. Gene Ontology annotation, cellular component: Golgi apparatus.